Molecule: messenger RNA, 2070 nt
Organism: Lasiodiplodia theobromae
Lineage: Eukaryota; Fungi; Ascomycota; Dothideomycetes; Botryosphaeriales; Botryosphaeriaceae
Product: Phosphate transporter 2
Exons: 3
Coding region: 1-2070 (689 amino acids)
Biological process (GO): transmembrane transport
Cellular component (GO): membrane
Molecular function (GO): transmembrane transporter activity
Source: RefSeq, a predicted model, not a curated record
AUGGCAGCCACCGAGAGUUCGCUGCGCGACUAUGGCAUUGCUGCCCCCCACGGCCCCAACAUGGCUGGCGACCAUGUGGCCACCCGCGACUUCCACGAGAUGAACCCCAACGAGAAGGGCGUCUUCGACUUCCUCCUCAAGCCCGACGACAGCUUCGACUCCUCAGGCAAGUACUGGGCCGACAUGGGCAUCAUGGAGCGCAUAAGAUUCGUGUCCAGCGUCGACAAGGCCGAGGCCAAGAAGGAGACGAACGAAUUCUGGUCCAUGUUCAAGACUUCGGCCUCUCGGUUCAGCGGCAUCCUCGCUCCGAUUGGAUGGAUCAUGGGCGCCUUCACCCUUUGGUCCUACUACUUCAAGAAUUGCAUCAUCCCUGGCAUGGGUCUCCUUUUGGAAGGAUAUGUGCUUUUCUCUAUUGGCAACGUCAGGCCUCUACUCGAAGAUACUUUCGGCACGUGCUGGAAGACGUAUGAGAUCUGCGACAAGACCUGGACUCAAGCCAUUGACUACCUGGAGAUCUGCGGUAUCAUCGUCGGUCAGAUCCUUGUCGGUAUCAUUGGCGACUGGCUUGGCCGCCGCUGGGGCCUGAUCCAGGACGCUGUCAUCAUGUUCGUCGGUCUUGUCAUGCUGACCGCUGCCUGGGGUCUCACCCAGAAUGGCUGGAUCAUCUGCUACGUCUGGGCGCUUUUCUUCUACGGCAUUGGUGUCGGCGGAGAGUACCCCAUGACUGCCACGUCCGGCAUGGAGAAUGCUGUUGGCUCUGGCAAGGUUUCCACUAAGGAGGAUCGUCUGCACCGUGGUCGCAAGGUCACCAGCGCCUUCCUGAUGCAGGGUUGGGGCCAGUUCAUCAACGUCGUCAUUCUCAUGGUGCUCCUCCGCAUCACGCACGGCUACAGUGGCCCGCCAUACGCCAAAUCCGAUGCGCAGUGGACCUACCGUGUUUCCUUCUUCAUCCCGGCCGUCGGCACGCUGUGGCUGGUCUUCUACCGUGCCUACAAGAUGAAGUCGGCAGGCAAGCAGCUCGCCAUGCAGAAGAAGAAGCAACACAUCACCGGCUACGACACCGAGUCGCUCAAGCUCACCUUCACCUAUUUCGGCCCUCGCCUGAUUGCGACCGCCGGUGCGUGGUUCGCCAACGACGUCUUCUUCUACGGCAACAAGCUGUUCCAGAGCCAGUUCAUCAAGGUCAUCACCACGAGCAAGGACGUUAUGGUUACCUGGGAGUACAACCUGAUCAACGUGGCCGUCUCACUUGUCGGAUAUUACGCAGCUUCUUUCCUGAUUGACAACAAGCUUUACGGCCGCAAGUGGAUGAUGAUCGUUGGCUUCAUGCUCGACUUCAUCUUGUUCGUGAUCCCCGCUUUCAACUAUGAGUACUACACGUCUCCGGAGCACAUCCACGAGUUCCAGGCCAUGUACUUCUUGUCUUCUUUUUUCAACCAAUUCGGGCCGAACUCGGUGACGUUCCUGGUUGCGGCCGAAGUGUUCCCCACACCCAUCCGUGCCACGGCACACGGCUUCUCUGCGGCAAUGGGUAAGCUGGGCGCACUGCUCGCAGCGGUGCUGUACAACUAUAUCGACACUCAGACCAAGUUCUAUGUGGUUCCGUGGUUCGGCUUGGCCGGUGCGCUCAUGACCUGGCUUUUCCUGCCCGACACGACCGGUCUGGAUCUCAAGGAGCAAGAAAGGCGGUGGACGUUCAUUCGCGCCGGUCGCGAGCAAGAUUACCACGGAAUUGCCAUCCACCCCAAGCAUCUGUCUGUGUGGGAGCGCAUCCGCGGCGUCGGCAAGAACUACGACGCCGAUGCCGACUACAAGCAGCGCGUCGAGGAGAUGCGCGGCGACUGGGAGGAAUGGCAGCAGCGCAAGUUUGAGGAGGAGGCCAAGGGUAACGGAUACGACCUUGGCGAUGAUGAAUUUGGCGAGGACAUCUCUUCCUACUUUACGCGAACGGCACGGUCGACACCGAUGCCGACACCGCAGAUCUCGACGCUGGAGAAGCAGCAGAAGGCGACCAGCCCGAGGAUAAAAGCAAACAGCUCUGAGAGCGAGAACGAGAAGCUGGAGAUCUAA